UAUAUAUAUAUAUAUAUAUAGACAAUGGGAAGACGGUCCAACUGUAGCUGGAUCGGGCCUGAGAUCCCUCUGUCAUCGCAGAUCUUCAGUGCCAUUAAAGAUGAGCUGUGGCUCUUCCUCAUCCCAGCCGGCCUGGCGCUCAUCUUACUGGGGAUAUUUCUGGAGGAGGUGGGAUUCAUCGUGCGUCACAUUCCCUCGUCCAGACGGAAGCGGCUCUACCUGUGGAUAUUAGGGAUGUACCCGGUAUUUGCCUUCAUGUCCCUCAUAGCCCUGUACGUUCCACGCUCUUCCUCGCUGUGUAAUUUCAUUGCCUCACUGUAUCACUCCAUCACCUUGGUGAAGUUCAUGGAACUGAUCACAGACUUCUUUGGAGGGAAAGCUCGUAUGCUGGCUGCUCUGUGUGGACAGCAGGUAUCUCCAGAUCCUUUCCCUUGCUGCUGCUGCUGCUGUCUCCCAAUGGUGGCCAUCAACAGCAGCAGCCGAGGCUGGAUGAUGGCCGCCGUGCUGCAGCUCUCUGUGGUCCGCAGCAUCUUGUUCUUUGUCACUCUGGUCCUGUGGACAGAUGAGCAGUAUGACUACGGUGAUGUGGAUUCAGUCAACCCCAACCUGUAUGUGAAUGGUAUUAUAGGUGUGUCCACCUUCGUGUCCUUCUACGGCCACCUGCUCUUCUACAAAGCCACUAAGAGUGCUUUACCUGGCUACGGCCUGAGGGCCAAGUUCAUCUGCAUCAUCGUGGUGUUGGUGCUGUGUGGCCUGCAGAGUGGCAUCUUAGAGACCAUGGGAGCUCUGGAGGUCAUCCCCUGCACACCGCCCUUCUCCGUCCUCACCAGGUCCCAGUUGAUCUACCACUACUGUGUGAUUGUGGAGAUGUUCUGCAUCGGCCUGUACGCCCGCCACACUUUCCGUAAGUUGGAGCCGAGCACCGUGGAGGAUGAGGAGGGGCAGGCCGGCGCCAGGCAGCAGGAAAAGGCCGUUCAGACAGACGAUGUCCAGAUGCACAUCACACGUCUAAAGCCCUGUCCUGUCCGCCGCGUCACCGGCGCCUCCAACCCCAGCUACAGCAGCGACAGCGAGGAGAGUCUGUGCAGAAUAGAGCAUGCACCUCUGGACGGGUUCCCCUUUCCUCAGGCCAGAAGUCAGCAGCCAGUAGAACCAGUGGAGCCCAGGUCUGCAGAGGAACCUGGAGUAGAUCUGACCCACUUUACUGUUCAGGCUGAUAUUAACUAUCAGGACUCUAAUGAUGUCACUAUAGUUUGACCAGCUAUGGAAGACCUUUAAAAAGAAAGUAAAUAGGUUUAACCCUCUGGGACCACUGUGGACAUUUUCAGCCAUAUUUGUCAUUUUUCACUUUUGUUUUGGCAAUCAUUUUGGCUGUGAUACUGCAAAUGACAUUAGUCUAGACGAUUUCAGAAAAAAGGCCUUCUAUAAGAAGUGAGGAGCAUUUAUGGGUACAAGUCGGGAACCGGCCUACCUUACAUAUCUCAAGGGUGAUGAGUCCAAAAAAAUGGUUCCCAAGCGCAAUUUUGAGUUUUUGACCUUGAAUGGCCGCCAAAUUGCCCAUCUUGCACAGUCAUUGGACCAUUUCCCCUUAGUUUUUUUGUAAGUAGGCAAUCAAGAUGAGGAAAUUAAGUUUCUGGAUCUAUAGUCUAGGGUCAGAGCAAGGAUAUAGUGGAGGCUCAGUGUCUUUUUUAUGUAAAUAUAUAUAUACAUAUAUAUAUAUAUAUAUAUAUAUAUAUAUAUAUGCAAAAUACCAACUGGAACAUUUAAAAGUGAUAUUGAUUGAAUAUUUAUGUCGGCCUUAAAAAAUGACACAAAUAAUGCUUAAUUUCACCUUAAAAGUUGGUAUUUUGCAUAUAUAUAUACAUUAAAAAGACACUGAGCCUCCACUAUAUCCUUGCUCUGACAAAAAAACUUGGGGAAAAUGGUCUAACGACUGAGCAAGAUGGGCAAUUUGGCCGCCAUUUUGAUAUGCAAAUGAGAAGGUCAAAAACUCAAAAUUUAGCUUGGGAACCAUUUUUUUUUAUUCAGCACCCUUGAAAUAAGUAAAGUAGGCCGGUUCCUGACUUGUACCCAUAAAUGCUCCUCACUUUCACUUUUUGGACAAUUCCGUCUAGACUACAUGUUUUUCUUUUCAUUAUAUAUUUUGAAAUUCAAAUUUAAAUUUUUCUAAUGGGUCAAUAAUACACUUUGUACAAAUUUGCUACUCUUUCAGACCCUUCGGGCUGAAAAUGUCCACCUCCAAAGAACUGCUAUAAAACUAAAUCUGACACUACACAAAAACUUACAUCAAAAUCAACUUUGUUCUUAAUCUUUGACAUAACCAAGGCUGUGAUAAAAACCAAUGCCCCAGCCUUAAAGUAUUUAUUAUAUGGAAAAUAACUCUACACAAAUUUUUUUGUGUUUUUUCUUUGAAAAACAGUGACAUCGUGCAAUCAAACUGCCAUUUAAAGGGUUAAAAAUGCCAUAAAUGAUUAAACAUUCGGUAGUUUUGAGCAGGGCAGAAGUUGUAUGCAAAAAAAAAGUAGAAAAAAAUAUUAAUCAGUGAAGUUUGUAUCACGUUUUAAUGAAAGUGGACAUUUUCAGCCUGAAGGAUCUGAAAGGGUAGUAAAUUUUAAAUCUGACACUACACAAAAACUAAAAAUGCAUCAAAAUCCUUUUUUUUUUCCAUAAAAAACAUCAGUGACAUUGUGCAAUCAAACUGACAUUUUAAGGGUUAAAAAUGCCAAAAAAUAUUAAACAUUUGGUAGUUUUGAUCAGGGUGGAAGUUGUUUAAGAGGUUUAUGCAGAAAAAAGUAGAAAAAAAUAUUAAUCAGUGUAGUUUUUAUCACGUUUUUUUGUAAGUGGACAUUUUCAGCCCGACGGGUCUGAAAGGGGAGCAAAGUGAAGUGGUCCCAGAGGGUUGAGAUGCUGCAGACUGUGAGGACUGGUUCAGUCACCAACAGACUGAAAAUAUAGGAAACAGUGAACUGUAAACUGCUGCCACAAGCUGCAGCAAAAUAAGGAAAUAGUUACCACUUGGUCAGUGAUGCUAACGUCAUGAGAAAUGUUGCUGCCUCCUGUUAUUCUUGGAUGGGAUUUUUUUGUUUUACUUUUUGCUUUGCGGUUGUGUAUAGCUCAUUAAUUGUGGCGAUUUGAGCAAAGUAAAAGGCAUGAUUUAUACAUGACAAUAUAUAACCAUGUCUAUGCAUGGCUUCUCCUCACUCAUCUCUGGUGGCUCAGAUAGUACCUAAUGGUAACACUUUACAAAAACCAUCAUUUAUAAAUGGUAAACAGAUAGUUUAUUAAUGUUUAAUCAGCAUUUACAAACCAUAUAUAGACCAUUUAGAAUGGUAAAUACAUAAUUUAUUCAUGUUUAACUAACUACAUCAUUCAUAAAUGACAAAUAGAUGGUAUAUUAAUGUAAGUUUAUAGUUACUUUACAACUAAGAAACCAAUAAAUUACAAUUAAUAGUUUAUCAAUAGUUUUAGUUGCACUCAUUUUAACAUUUUUAACACCAUAUUAAGUAUGUUAAUGAUUUUGAAAUGACUCAUCUACCUUUAAGAAAUUGGUUGAAAACAUUUAAAGAUUU
Messenger RNA from Centropristis striata (black sea bass), 3569 nucleotides. RefSeq names its product organic solute transporter subunit alpha. Bases 25 to 1257 code for a protein of 410 amino acids. Gene Ontology annotation, molecular function: transporter activity. NCBI's taxonomy places the organism in Eukaryota, Metazoa, Chordata, Actinopteri, Perciformes, Serranidae. The record is from RefSeq and is a predicted model, not a curated record. Gene Ontology annotation, biological process: transport. The transcript has 7 exons.